GAGUAAUAUUAUUUUUGGCUCCUCCAUCUGAGGCUUUUCCACUCUGUUACCGAGACCAUAAAAUUUUAUCCUACAGUUGAAGUCAAUUUUACAUAAGGAAAAUGACGGGCAAGGUUCAAACCUCUACAAGUAAGUAGUCUAUCCCCUGGCCUCUAAACUUACAAACCUACUGUACCUUUACCCGUGUACAGUACCCAAGUGCUCUCUCUCUCUUCCCUGGACCUCCACUCUUCCCCUACCUGCAACUUGCCUGCCCCUGACAGGUUUGGAGGUUUGGAGGGCGUUGCUUGUGGCAGACGGGGGGACAACAGCCUCGGCUUUCCCCCAGCUGUCAGGAACUGUGAAGGUUAUAAUAUCCUGUGGGCUGUAGCCUAGACGCCGCGAUCUGCCCUUCCCCAGACUCUUCCCAACAUCCGAGCUUAAGCCGAACCCUAAUCCUACCAACUCCCUCCUUUCACAUGUAAACCCAAACCCUUCUUUACCAACCUAGGUCAUCAUCCUCAGAGAUCUUCCUCCUCCUCCUCCUCCUCCUUUUUGCAUACUUGUUUGCUUCUCUUGUUCUGCUGUCUUGCUUUUAUCCGUGCCCGUGCCCCCUCCCCCCCAAAUUUACCAUCAUCUUACACUUUCUCAAUCCUUCCAAACAUUACACAGCGACACACACAACAUGAGCGGCAACGCAUCAGCAAAGGGCCUACGCUUUGACGGAAUGGUCAUCGUCGUAACUGGUGCCGGAGGAGGGCUUGGGAGGGCGUACGCCCUCUUCUUUGGCUCUCGGGGCGCAAAUGUCGUUGUAAAUGACUUGGGUGGAUCAUUCAAGGGGGAGGGUAACUCGACAAAGGCGGCAGAUGUUGUUGUCGAUGAGAUAAGGAAGGCUGGUGGGAAGGCCGUUGCCAACUACGAUUCUGUAGAAUUCGGAGAGAAGAUUAUUGACACUGCCGUUAAGACAUUCGGAACUAUCCAUAUCCUAAUCAAUAAUGCCGGAAUUCUCAGAGAUAUCGCUUUCCGAAACAUGAAGGAUGAUGAUUGGAAUCUCAUCAUGAAGGUGCAUGUGAAGGGAUCAUACAAGUGCGCGAGAGCAGCCUGGCCCAUUUUCAGAAAACAAAAGUACGGGAGAAUAAUUAAUACCGCUUCGGCUGCCGGCCUGUUCGGAAGCUUUGGUCAAACAAAUUAUGCUGCUGCCAAACUUGCCAUGGUUGGUUUCUCGGAAACCCUUGCGCGGGAGGGUGCAAAAUAUAACAUUUUGUGCAAUGUUAUUGCCCCGAUUGCCGCCUCAAGAAUGACGGAGACAGUUAUGCCCCCAGAAGUACUUGAGACAUUGAAGCCCGAAUGGGUUGUUCCCUUGGUCGCUGUCCUAGUUCAUGAGUCGAAUGAAGAAGAGAACGGGGGUAUCUUUGAAGUCGGCGGUGGCCACAUUGCCAAGUUGCGGUGGGAGAGAUCAAAGGGUGCUUUGUUGAAGACCGAUAGCUCUUUGACUCCCAGCGCGCUCUUGAAGAAAUGGGAUGACAUCAAUGAUUUCUCGACCUGUGAGCACCCUAACGGCCCAGCUAAUUUCAUGGAGUUAUUGGAACUGGCUCGUGAGCUCGGAACCAAUGAGCAGGGCGAAGAAGUUAGCUUCAAGGAUAAGGUAGUCGUCGUCACAGGUGCUGGUGCUGGUCUUGGCCGGGCAUACGCUCUGCUGUUCGCUCAGUUGGGAGCAUCUGUUGUUGUUAACGAUGUGAUGAAUCCCGAUCCUACCGUCAACGAGAUCCGAAAGGCCGGUGGAAAGGCUGUGGGCUCAAAGCACUCGGUUGAGGAUGGGGGAUCUGUCAUCGAAACUGCCGUUAAGGCUUUUGGCACUGUCCAUGUUGUCAUCAACAAUGCCGGUAUCCUUCGCGACAAAUCAUUCGCCUCCAUGACCGACGAGCAGUGGGAUCAAGUGAUGGCUGUCCAUCUUAACGGAACCUACAAAGUCACCAAAGCUGCAUGGCCAAUAUUCCUUAAACAGAGGUACGGACGCAAAUUAUUCCGCUGCCAAACUCGCCAUUCUUGGUUUCUCCAGGGCAUUGGCAAGAGAAGGUGCGAAGCACAACAUUUUGGUCAACACAAUCGCACCAAAUGCCGGUACUGCUAUGACUGCUACCGUUUUCCCCAAGGCAUGAUAUGGUUCAAGCAUUCAAGCCUAGUCCCCGAGCCAGCCACUGGCGGACUUUAUGAGACAGGUUCCGGUUGGUUUGGAAAGACCCGCUGGCAACGUUCCGGUGGAUAUGGGUUCCCCGUAGACACUCCUCUUACGCCCGAGGCAGUUCGCGCAUCCUGGGAGGUUAUCAUCAACUUUGACGAUAGUCGUUCCGAUCACCCUGAGAGCACCCAAGAUGGCAUCAAGAAGGUCAUGCAAAAUAUGCAAAACCGCAAGGCCGGACCAAAGAAGCGCAUUGUCAACCAAGAGGUUCUCAACAACAUCGAGAAAGCCAAGAAGGCCAAAGUUGAAGGAGCUCUCUUCGAGUGCGACGAUAAAGAGGUUAUCCUUUACAACCUUGGAAUCGGAGCAAAGAAGACGGAUUUGAAAUGGGUAUUUGAAGGCGAUGAGAACUUUGAAGCUCUACCAACAUUCGGGGUCAUCCCAGGCUUUGGUGCUGGGACUCCGUUCUCCUAUGACGAGAUUCUUCCCAAUUUCAAUCCCAUGAUGCUCCUCCAUGGCGAGCAAUUCCUUGAAAUUAAGAAAUACCCAAUCCCAACUUCCUGCUCUUUGACUUCCUACCCAACCCUCCUUGAGGUUGUUGACAAGGGAGCAGCAGCUGUUGUCAUAACUAGAACUGAGACUCGAGACUCCACCGGCGACCUUGUAUUCGUCAACGAGUCCACCAUCUUCGUUCGUGGUUCCGGAAACUUCGGCGGCCCAGCCAAGGUCGCAGACCGUGGGGCUGCCACCGCUCCCAACAAGCCCCCAGCACGGAAGCCCGACGCAGUAACCGAGGAGAAGACCACCGAAGACCAAGCCGUCCUCUACCGACUUAGCGGAGAUCGAAACCCCCUCCAUGUUGACCCCGAAUUCUCCAAAGUUGGCGGCUUCAAGACCCCCAUCCUUCAUGGACUCUGCUUCAUGGGCAUUGCCGGAAAGCACAUUUACCAGACUUUCGGCGCCUUCAAGAACAUCAAGGUCCGCUUUGCGGGCGUUGUUCUUCCAGGGCAGACGCUCAGGACGGAGAUGUGGAAGGUGGGCAAUAAGGUAAUUUUCCAGACUGGUGUUGUUGAGACUGGGAAGCUGGCUAUUGCUGCGGCUGCGGCCCAACUUGUAGAGGGUGGAGCGAAGUUGUAACAAGAUUAUGUCACACUGAGUGACUGGCUGGGCUGCAUGAUUGAUUAUGUUAUACCUCUCUUUCUAUUUUCCGUUUCACUCUUUCCUCUGGUGGCUGACCUCAAGAUUUCUUGUACGACUCAAAAUGAAAAUUGUUGAAUCAA
Tuber melanosporum (Perigord truffle) is the source of this 3438-nucleotide messenger RNA. RefSeq lists its product as uncharacterized. The coding region runs from base 665 to 3295 and encodes 876 amino acids. The record is from RefSeq and is a predicted model, not a curated record. Gene Ontology annotation, molecular function: oxidoreductase activity. Lineage: Eukaryota; Fungi; Ascomycota; Pezizomycetes; Pezizales; Tuberaceae. The transcript is spliced from 10 exons.